AUGGGCUCGGAGUGGCAGCAGCUUCGAGAAAUCAACCCUGUUUUCUGCGAGCGUGUUUCGAAGGUCUUCUUGCAUAUUGGAAACUUUUGCUUGGCUGCAGCUACGCUUGAGGAUGUACAGGCAAUCGUGGAUGAUUCGAUGAGUGAUGUUCUUAAGAUUGAGGAUCGUGUGGCGCUUACAGAGUCAGUGCAUAAGUGGUGCGCGCUUCAUCAAGGGACAGUGGAAAGGACUGUUCGCGAGAUCGGGCAGAAUGUCCGACGUGGGCCUUAUAUCCGUCGUGGGCCCAGUGUGACGGCUGCCGAUUUGUAUGAGGGGCUUUUGGCUUCUGACCCUGUGCUGGGUUUGGCUGCUCUUGAGAAGAAGUUAAAGCUUCGCAAAGCUGGAACAGGGGCGCGUGUGGAAGCAGAGGACUUGUGCAGGCGCCGCUGGGGAAAGUUUCCGGCAAUUGCAGUUGACCCCGGAAGCCAUCAGCAAGCGGUGGCCGAGCCACCGAAGGACCAGCCGGCGCCUUCUCCGGAGGAUGCAGAUGUUGCACCUCCACCGCGGCCAGAUCCUUUCUGGCCACAGCGACGGUUCCGACAGUGGGACAAUGAUUGGUCCGAGAGCCCGGCCAAGUGGCAGCGAACAGGCAAAGGACGUGGCCAUGGAAAGGGCAAGAACGGCAAGGGGGGCAAGGCCAACCGCGAUGAAUCCAAGGGCGAUGGCAAGGGCCUCGGCGGUGGCAAGGGCAAGAGUGAUCAUGCGCUCUGGACACACACGGUGCAUGCAGUCCCAUCCGAUGUGGCAGCAUUUCCAGAGCUUGGCAGCAAAGGCGGCAGCACCGACCGGGGCACGGGAUGGAGAUAUCAGAUCACACUUACAGCAGCUCUGCACGACCUAUCGUCGCACAGGCUUUGGGAGCGUCUUUUCAAGGCCAUCCGUUUACAGAGGCAGCAGGGCUUGUACUUCAUUCUUGAGCACCCUGAGGAUCUGGGCCGUGUGCCGUCUGGUGAGAGGCCUGCUUCCAUUUGGUCUUUUGAUGAGGUUCGUCAGAUUUGCGCUGGAGGCGAUGUCAGUUGCUGGGCAUUGCAUCAAUGCCUUUUCGGGGCUAUGUCUUGCAAACCCACUCGCUUGUUAUCCAAUCUGCCCGGAGCAUUGAACUUUGGGAUACGGAUGCCAUGUUUCAAUGAUGACGGGGACUACGUGGGGCCGCUCUUGCGCUGUCCGCAUUCACAUGCAGAUCGAGCCUGCGGUUUUCAGGAUGGCACUUGGAAAUCGGCCGCCACGGCGGCUUACCCUUCGGAGUUCGCUGCUUUCUUCGCCCGUCUCUCUUUGAGUGUGGUGCCUGAGCUGAGGGCCGUGGCUGACUCCGACCUGAUCCCAGCCAACAUCCCUUCAUCCGCCGAAGCCUUUGCCACGGAGUGCAUCGCACGCGGUUCUUUCGAUCGUGCUUCAGUUCAGAUUCUUUUCGACUUGCUUCCUAAGACUCGGCCUCAUAAGAUCACAGGCAGUGCAGAACCUGGCACCGCUUUCUUUGGAGGCACUGUGCACCAGGAGGGUCUCACCGCACCGCGGUCCACUUGUUUUACAUUCCCCGAGUCCAUGCGUGUGAUCAAUGCUUUUCUUCACUCCGUGGACCCGCACCACCGUUACGCUGCUUUUGUUCUCACAAAGAACGUGACUAGUGAGGUUCAUCGUGAUCCGCGAAAUGCAGCUGUGCCCAACAUGAUUGUGGCAAUUUCCUCCUUUACUGAUGGUGGCAUUUGGAUACAGGAUGACUCAGGCACCCAGGUGCGAUCCUUUCACGGCUCGCCCGUCACAGGCACUGUACACUCCUUACAAGACGGACCCGUCUACCUGGAUGCCCGUGGAUGUUUGCAUGCUACCCAACCUUGGGUUGGGGAUCGCCUCAUCGCCAUUGCAUACACCCCUCAGAACAUGCACCUGCUCUCUGUUGAUGAUUCGGCUUUUCUGGCUUCAUUGGGCUUUCCUGUCUUGGAUUCCUCUCCUGCGGGGGGGGAGGCACCAGCGGAAUCCUUCGUUUCCUCAGACAACUUCACCUUGGCUGCAGCAGUGCCGGCGAUAGACAACUCAGGCACUGGAGAUGCUCAGGAGGUCGUGGUCAUCGAUCAUGAGGAGUCGGCCAGGGAAGCUUUUGACCCCAAGACUAGUCGCGCUUUCGGGCAGCCCAUGAUCUGCAAGUUUGAAAUGGGCAAGCAAGAGUUUGUGGACGGCUUCGGGUUGUGUUCGCCUGGCCGUUGGGCUCCCGAGGCGAGAGAGAAGUUGGCGUCGAGUGAUGAGGUGGCACAUGCAGAGGGAAUUCGCGGAUUGCUACGAGACUUUGUGAUUGAUCAGCUGAAAGACCCCAAGGACAUGGCGUUCCGUCUCGCGACGGGCCAUGUGAAGAAUUCUCCUUUCGCGGAGUCUGCCUUGCAGAAGUUGAGGCAGAGGAUCGUCGGGUUGAUCCCAGGGGCGCCUUCAGACCUGCUGCGUGUUCCCGAGCGGCCUAGAGAUGAGAACACUUUGUCGGAUGCCAUCACCAACCACGACUUCUCGAGUUUCUGCCCAGAGCUGAGAGAGUGCCUUCUUGGAUUCGCGUGUCAGCUUGCAGCGAUUGGUUUCGAGGGAGUCGGCAAUGUCUCGCCGGGAGAAGGAGACGAGCAAAACACCUUGGUGAUCCUUCACAUGUCGGCUUCAGACGGCAAGAUCCAGUUCGACGCACCGAUUGAAAACAAUGGUCUUCGAGUAUGCCUUCGAUUGCGCGAUGCCUCAAGAGUGAUUCUGAGCAACUGCAUGUUCGAUCGUUACUGCUUGAGCUUUGGUGUGGCUCAAAGGUUCGACUCAAGGCGUGAGAACACGAUGAUGGAUUUGGCGGCCAUGGAGGCCGCGACGUCGAGUACUCAGCUGACCCUACCUGUCAGCUACAGAAAGUUCAGGGGAGUUGCGCUGCGCAACUAUGUUCUCAAAGCUAUGCUUGAGGGUGAGCAUGCUUCCAUCGAAGACUUCCUGGAAAGGCUCAAUGAGGAUGCCAGUGCAGUUGUGGGAUCGGCUGUGCUAGUGGAUGAGCUCUUUCGUGUACGUGAAGCCCUCGUUCCUCUCUGGACCGAGCAGCUGACAAAGCGGUGUGAUGGCGACCCACCUUGGGUGGAGCGCCUCCAGGCGAUGGGACAUUUCCCAAGCACUACCCUGUGGUUUGCUGACGGGGACUUUGGCCUUGCUCCGGCGGAGGCCUAUCGCGAUGCAAAUGUCCAGCGGCAGCGGGGCAGCCGGGAGCAAGUGGCAGCAGGGCUGCCGCCUUCUGGUUGGCGACCUGGUGCUGGUGCGGACGCUGAAAUGGUGACGCAGCCGGCUGCUGGCGAGAUUGAGGAGAAUGCGGAGCUGGCUGGGCCUUCCGAAGUGGAGGCGACCAACCAUGGCGACGCUGCUCUUCCUUUGCAGCCGGCGGACAAAGAGCCACCUAGCCCGGCCUCUCCCUGCCUCCUUGGUAACAUGUUUUCUAAGACCGGCCCGUUCGGGGCCCCCUCCGAGAGUGUGGACUUCCUCGGGGGCCCCCUGGGCGCCACGGCCCAAGGUGGCAGUGCGAUCGAGCAGAGCUGUGGCACGGAUUUUCUUGGCGGCCCCAUCUGGACGGUGCCCCAAGCGCAUGCAUAUCCUAGUGCCAGUGUGGAUCAUGUGCAGCCUGUGCAGCAAUCCCUUCAGUCCUCCGCGACGCCAGCAGCCGGCCCCGGUGAGCCGAUGCUUUGUGUGUGCCAUGACUGGAAGAGGGGAUGUCGCCUGGGCGAGGCCUCUCACCCUGGCCCUGGUUUCAACCUUGACCUUGGCAACCUUGGGGAUAGCCUUGGCGAUAGCAUCAUGAAGUCGAUCAAGGAGCAGAUCCAGAAGGCAGUUGACGAGGCAAUAAAGCAGGCCCUGGCGUCGCUUAAUCUCGGCCGGGGCUUGGCUGCUGCCCGGCCGUCCGAUGAUCCAGACGUGCAGCUUGAGCCAAAGGGCAGGCGCAAGAGGAAACGUAAGGCCAAGCAGGCCACGAGCCACCCAGGUGGCAACCCCGACGCCUCGGGCGGCGAGUGUGCAGGUGGCCGCCAGAGCGCAGCCAAAGGCAAGGGCAAGCCUGGAGACAAGUCUGGCCCAGCCAAGGUGGCCCAGCGCGGUGGCCCAGGCGACUCAGGUCAACGCCGGGGCAAGGGCAAGGGCGGCUGCGGUGAGGCAGGCGGGCAGGAAGCCGGUGAUGGCUGGCAGAUCGUCCGGCGCAAGGCUCCGGAAGGCGCCUUCACGCUUCGAAAAUCUGAUUGGGACGCUCCGGUCGUCGAGUAUGCUGCCCUAGCUGAGUUCAUUGACAAGGCUGAUGCCAGCAAGGUCCUCGAACUUGUAGUCUUUGUUUCGGCCGACCAGGUCACGCUUGCUACGAACAUUCUGCGGGGGAGCGGGCGGAGCUUCAAGGCCCUGCUUGUUUUCCUAUCCAAGGAUGAGGAGGCCCAGCGCAUUCCGGGCACCAUUGGGGAUCGCCUGGUCUUCAGGACUGCUAAGGUCCAGAAGCUCACGUCUGCAGGUGCCAGUGGCCAUGCUCCGCAGCCCACCGGCCUGAGCCAAACGUCCAUCAAGAUCAAACCCACUGAAAGUGCAGUCGUCUACUUUAAGGUGCCAAAGCAGUUCGCUUCAGCUGACACUUGGAAGGCUUUCGGGGGCAACGCCUCCAAGGCCGCUGUAGACUGGGUCGCGGCCCAAAGGAUCAAGGUGCUUGACACUUUUGCCUGGGUCCUGGAAAAGCAGCGCAACGACACUCAUGAGCAGUACUUUGGCAUUGUUCGCAUUCCGAAGGCAGACAUUGAGGGCAUCCUGGCCCACUCUGGCAAGGACGGUGUCUUCGUUGAUGCCGCUCGCACCUCAGGGCCCCGGGCGAAGCUCCAAUGGAUCGAGAAGCUCCCCGGCGAGAAGGCGGACGCCUACUUUGAACGUGCCCUGCGCCAGGCUUCUAGCCUGGGUUUGGUCGUCAAUGGGGGGCGAUUGGCGUGGCGAAGUGCCAUGGCAGCUGGAGAAGCAACGGUGCGCAUCUGGCACAUCGAUGGUGUGCCCCACGAGUGGGAUGUGGAUGCCGUCGGCCAGCUCUUGGAGAAGCCCUUGUCCUUGUGGGCAACGCUGGCACCUUUCCGUGUCGUCUCCAAGAAGCAGAAGCCUCUCGCCUCGAAGGCCGUCCCGGUCGUUGCUCUCGAGCAGCCUGUCGCUGCCACCAUCGUCAAACCUCCCACGGGGGAGCUGGCUACGGGCGAGGACGGCAAGGAAGUGCCCCAGCAGAAACGUGUCAAGCAGGAGGUGCGCACCAAGCCAGGUGACCUUCAGCUCAAAGCAUGCCCUCGUGACGGAGCCUGCGUGCUGCACGCACUAAGCCUCGGCCUUCAAUGGCUUGGUGACUCUCGGCCCAAUCACCCGCGCAUGCUCCGUGCGCAAAUGGUCGAACACAUGCGCCGGCACGCCACCCAGUACGAGAAGGAAUGGGACGGCAAAGGGCCGGACAGUGAGCCGGUCAAGGACCGGGACUUCCCGGCCUACCUCACUCUUAUGGAGAAGGAGGGGGCAUACUGCUCGGAUGUCGAGCUGAGGGCCCUGGGCCGUGUGCUGGACAUCAAAAUCGUCGUGCUGCCGGCGGGCCUCAACUUUGCUCCUUACGCCUUCCAUAGCAAAGCUGCCAAGAUGCUGGUGUUGUGGUACGAGGAUAACCACGUUGAUCUCAUGCUCCCGCCUGAGGGUCACAAGAAGUAUCCCAGUGAGUAUGCCCAGAUCACAGCUGGCUCGCCCGGCAUCCGUCUGGACCACCUCGAUGCCGGCGAGCGCCUCGGGGAGCGCUGCGGGGUCACAGGUGUCACAGGCAAGGUCUUCAGGCAGCCGCAGGCAAAGGUGCAGGUGCAAGGCAAAGGCAUUGCAUGGUCCCCAGACCAGGCCCAGGGGCGAGCCACAGGCGAGGUCAUCACAGGCACCAAGCGCAAGGCGGUUGAACUGUGCACUUCGUCCGUCUUCACUUGCACCUCUGCUGGCACUAUCGAGGCCUUCGAUGAAUCCGAGUUUGAGCGAGCUCGUGUGCCCCCGAAGCGCUGCCCUUGGCUGGCCCAUGCCACGGCACCGGCGGACCUCACUUUUCGGUGCAACUUGUGCCCUUACAAGCGCAAGGCCACGAGCAACCACCAGUACUACCACAUCCGCCACAACCACUACCAGCGUGCCCAUGAGGGGCAGGGCCUGCAGCCGGACAUCGGGCGACCCAAGCUCACGCGGGUCUGCGGCCCAAGGGCUCAGUUCAUCUGGUGUUGCCCUUUCUGCAACAAGGGCAUCACGCAUGAGACUCGGAAGGACCUUUCUCGAUUCUCCUACUAUGCCCUGCGCAACCAGCAUCGUGCACAGGCCCACCCCGAGGUCUCCAAGGCUGAGUGGCAGCGUCUUGCGGCACUCCCGCAAACCGGGCCCAAGGAUCGCCAGGUGCAUGCCAAAGGGUGCCGCCAGCGCAACCUCACCAAGGCCGUGUUCGCUCAAGUCAGGACCCCUCGCUUUGGGGACCAGAUGCAGCUCUUUGUGUGGCCUCGAGCCAGGUGUGAGAAACGCAGCACCCGGGUCAAGCAUGUCCUCCUUGAGCAUGGUUGGAAGUGCCUCCGGUGCGGUGAGUGCACCAGGGACCUGGCUGCCGCCAAGCAGCAUAGCGAGGGCCGGUGCAAGUCGCAGAGCAACACCCAGAAGCGGAUCCAAAAACUUGAUGCCAUCGAGGCGUGGGCCCGGCGUGCCGGAGGUGACCCCGACUUCUGCUCCCAGGUGCUCCGUGCUGCCGCGGCUGCCAAGCUUGCCAAUGCGAAUCCCCUCCUCGCCGUGUUCGUCAAGCUUUUGAGCAUCAAUGCGAACCGCACGGCCAUCUCCAAAGUGGACCUGUGUGCCGACUUCCUCCAGUCGUGUGGGGCUGAGCUCUUGUCUCUCCAGGAGGCUGACAUCAACCCUUUGUCGGCCCAGGGUUUUGGUGAACGCUGGCGUGCCCAUGGCUAUCGGGCUGUUCUCAGCGACAUCGAUGCUGCCAAGGGUGUGCAUAGGGUAGCCUUAGUCGCCUCCCUCCCCAUGCAUCGGGUGAACCUUAAGCUCCCUCCUCAUGUGGCUGCGCGCUGUGCUGCAGGUGCUUUUGAGAUGCAGGCUGCUGGCAGCAAGUGCAUCACCCUUGUGGUGGCCUUCUACGGUUUCCCUGGUCAGCCAGCUGCCACAGCCCAGGCCUUAGGUGAGGUUAGGCGUGCAGCUGCGACCUUCGGCGGCCCCUACAUCUUGCUCGGCGAUUUCAAUGUUGACCAGUCUGAGCAAGCUGUGGCGCAGCUGUUGUGCGAUGGUGAGCUCCGGUCUCUGGAUGAGGCGGACUGGACCCAAGCCGGCCCAACAAAUCCCACGCGCACCCGGCGCAUUGAUUUUGGCCUGGCCCAUUGGUCAAUCAUUGCGACGGCUGUCAAGCAGUUCGAACGCCCGCACCUUUCGGACCACGGGUGUGUCUUCUACGAGACGCGGUGCCUGAGCCGUGCCGACAGCUUCUCCAUGCCUAAGUUUCGUGAGCUCCCUGCCACGGCCACUGAAGACAUCCUGUCUAACUUUGGUAGGGUCUGGGAUGCUGCACACUUUGAGAGUUCUAUUGCAGGCGGGGCUCUUGAUGAAGCCUGGGCCUUCUUGUCAGACGUGGCCGAGCGCACGCUGGGUGCCACUUCGCUCUUCGAUGCCUCCGGUGCCCGCAGGAGCGACCACUGGCUCCCUUGUGCCCGCCACGAGUCCCACCAUCGUGUCGGCCCCCAGGGUCAUGAGUCCCAGUCCCUCCGUUCAUCUCGCAAGUUGCUUGGGCAAUUGCACCAACUGCGGCAACAGCCCCACUGUCAGAAGCUGUGGCGUGCGGUGGGCCGCCGGGCUGGGCUCCUUCGUGCCACUUUCCCCGACCUCCCUGUGAUACAUGCUGCCAACCUUGCAGGUGCCACCCAGGUGAUCUCUCAUUUGCAUGCUGAGCUUCAGCAGCAGGAGACGGAGGCCAGAGUGCACAGGUGGCGCUGCCGUGUUGAGGAGGACCCUUCUCGUGCCCUCGCCUGGGUCAAGCGCAAAGCUGACCAUCAGUUGGCCAUGGAGCAAUCUCCUCAGGCCCAUGCUGGUGUCCCUUCCUCUGUUCACCCUGCCUCUAUUGUCGAGGAACAUGGUAAAGUGUGGCUGCAGCACUGGAAGCCGGAGUCCCCUGUCAACUUCGAUGCCGUGCAACGCAUCCUUGACCGUGUCCCGGGCGGGCCGCAAUCGGACAUUGUGCUCCAGGUCGAAGCUGAGGCUCUGAUGCGGGCCACCAAGGCAAUGCGGGGGAAAGCGAUGGGCCCUGACCGAUGGUCAGCGGAGCUUCUGCUCCGCCUCCCAGUGCCGUGGUGGGAAGCGGCGGCCACUCUGUGGAAUGCGGUGCUCUCCACGAAGUACGUUCCUCGACUCUGGCGCCGGGCACUGAUUGCCCUGGUGCCGAAGCGCCUGGAUGAAUACCGACCGAUCGCCUUGUGCCCUGUCAUCUGGCGAGCGGGUGCCCACUGCAUCUCUCGCAAUGUGCUGCCGUGGAUGGACACAUGGCUGGGCCACCACACCUUGGGCGGUGCACCAUGUAGAGGCCCGGGCGACGCUCAUGCCCGGCUUUUUCAUGCGUGGCAGAGCGGCGGCAAAGUCUUUUGCCAGCAGGACCUCACGCGGUUCUUCGACUCUCUUGAUGUCCAGGCGGUGGGUAUGGUGCUCCGGCACCUUGGUGCUCCUGCUGGCCUCGCUGAGCUCUUAGCCUCCUUCUACCAGGAUGCCUCGAGGCUCUUUCUGCACGAGGGCCGGUCCAGCAGUGCAUGGGGCAGCCCGGCGCGGGGCCUGGCGCAGGGAUGCCCACUCUCCCCAAUGGCCGCGGUUGCGGUCGGCCAUAUCUGCAGUCCUUUGCCAAGGGACGCACCGACUGCCUCAUCUUCAUUGACGACCGGGUGCUGUGGCCUUCCUGCACGUGUGCGGACCCUCUUGGGGCCAUGGAUGUGGCAUUGA
Symbiodinium sp. CCMP2592 is the source of this 9015-nucleotide messenger RNA. Lineage: Eukaryota; Dinophyceae; Suessiales; Symbiodiniaceae. The record is from the annotation of a GenBank genome assembly.